AUGCUUCGCGAAGUCUUGAUAAUUGCGCUGCUGCACCAAGCCAGUGGUGCAUGUUUCAAGCAUGUGUCUUGCACCAGCUGCAUUGCUGAAAGUAAUGAUGCUGGCUACUGCAUGUGGUAUACCCAGCCACGACUGGAGGGGAUCGGUGCCUGUGUGGCUGGCCACCCGGGAUAUGCUCCGCCUCAAGAGAUGUCCGGGCAGCUAGCAACGGAUGCCUACGGCCUGUGGUCCAUGGCACUCUCAACCGGCGAAACGGCUUAUUUUACAGUGCAUGACAUAGAUCAAAUUUCAGAUGAUAGCUGCUACACCACGGAGUGCCUGUACCAGGCACAAUGUGAUCCAGGCUAUUAUGCAGUACAGAACAACCCCUGCUACAGCGACGAUGUCUUCCCGGCUUGGCGCGAGCUUCGCUGCUGUAGACAGCAAAGGAACAUCAAUGGCUACCUGAGAGGCUUUGAGGCCACGCACGGCAUUGUCGAUGGCAAGCUCUUCUAUGCCUCCUGCUGCGCCACGUGCUAUCCUGGCGAGGUCAUCGUGGGCUGCCACGCCUACUUUGCCGGGGUCUGCCAGACGUGUGCAGCGGGCAGGUUCAACCCAACGGGCAGCCCUGGCAGCAGCUGCGAGCCCUGCCAGCCUUGCGAAGCGGGCAAGAUUCGUAGAGGAUGUGGUCCAGCAACGCCCGGGUUGUGCGUGGAAUGUGAGUCUGGAAGCGAGUUCAAGACCAUCGGGCUGGAAGGUGCUUGGACAGACACCUGCCAGGCCUGCGAAAGCUGCCCAAGAGGCCAUGUCCGAGUGGGCUGCGGUGGAGCUGAUCCCGGCCAUUGCUCACCCUGUUCUGGGGGCAGCUUCUUUGCAGCGCCAUUCUGCCGCACAUGUUACACAUGUAUACAGGGUGAGCGUCGAGGAUGUGGAGGGCAGCAAAUUGGUGUGUGCACUGAGUGCAGCAAGGGCAAAUACGAGGUGGCCAACACUGACGGUGCUUGCUUGGAUUGCGAGACAUGCGCCGAAGAUGAAGCGGAGAGCAGUGCUGAUGGCUUUCAAGUUUCCGGGCCAUGGGUUCGCGUUGGAUGUGGCGCUGCUGCUACUGGCAAGUGUGUACGUAUGGCAGCGCAGCUGAACCUGCAGGAUGCUAGAUGUCCAACAGCGGAUGCAGAAGCACUUUGCGAGGGUGCGUCCGUGUCCGCGCGCUGGACGCUUCAUGGACUCUCAAUGCGGCAGCUCGAUGCAGAGUAUGGAAAUUGCACAGCAGCAGCUGGCCUUUGCCUCUCCGGAUUCUGGCGCAUUGUGCUCUACAGGCGUGAGGUCGACGACUUUGCUGGCUCCCAGGUGGCUGAGCUCGGGGAGUGGUUCUCCACCGAGCUGGAGCAGGAGUCUUCCCUGGACGCUCCCAACGCAGUGUUCAAGAAGAGUGGGCUCCAGCUGCCCAGUGGGCUCCCGGAGGCAUCAGGAUACUUUCUGCGGAUCUUCCUGUUCGAUGCUGGCGGGAGUUGCUGCGGCGCGACAUCAGUCAGUCCCGUAUUUGCAGACUCACAAGAUUUGAGCUUGGCGGGCCAGAUGCUGGCUGUCCAGGAAGCUGUCGACUUGGCCGCGGAUGAGAUAUCCGAUGGUAGCUGGCAGGCGGCGCACACCCUUCUAAGCGACACCUGCGCAUCCACCAGCGGUGACGGCUCUUGGGAGGCUUGUGAGAGAGCCAAGGCACUGCAGCUGGGUUUGCCUGCAGGUCAGCGUACGAUGAUGCCUUUUGCCCUACUGCACUCCGCCGGUAGUGCGGACAUUGCUGCUCUUGGGGCGGCCUUUCCUGUGAAGGAGGCGGGCGAACGGCUUCUGGACAUGGAGCGCAUCCAUGAGGCCAUGGUGAAGUUGAUCCCGCCCAACCUGACCACCUGGCAGUCUCUCAUUCAUCCCUUGUUUGCUGCACCGGGACGUUUGCUUGCCAAUAUCACGGCUGCUGACAACACCAGUGACGUGAACAGCACUGACGAGCACAUUGCCAACGACUCUGCGCUCAACCAGAGCAACAGCAAUGCGACCGAGGUAGAUGCCAACGUAACCGUCCACGCCACCCCCAAUGUCACCGCCAAUGCCACCACAACGACUACAACAUCAAACAUACAACUACUUGAUUAUACAGCAGAGGUAGCUGAAGCCCAGCUGGUGCAGCUGCGGGGCGAAGCCCUGCAAGCUGCUGCUGGAGCCAAGGCGCUAGAGGAGCAGUGGCAGUCUGAGGUAUCCAGUUGCGUGCAGCUCCUUCCGGGUAAGCUGCGAGAACUGCAGGAGAUUGACAAACUCCUCGGUGAAAGCGGCGAGGCCGCAGGCUUCAGCGUUGUCCGGAUGGCACAAGCCAUCACUUGGAAGCUCCGUGGACAGCUGCAAGCGUUGGUCAACGCCACGGACCUAUCCCAGAAGGAACAGCAUAGUGUAGAGGUGGUGCAGAGGAUUGGCUCCAUGGCGCUCAUGAUGCUUGGGACUUGGGGUCACUCCUGGUACCAUGGUCUUGAGUGGAGGUUGCUUGUCCAGGCAGACUCCGCAAGCUGGCCUCCCGUUAUGACGGCUCCUUUGGGAGGUGCUGAGCUGCCUCCUGGGUCUGUCGAUAUUGCAGAUACACGGAAACGCGUCUGGGAGCCCUUUCUGCAAGUGGCAGAGGAUUGGUUCGACUUUGCAGAGGAUGUCCGCUUUCAUGUAGAGAACCAAACCGGGUCCACUUCUUUGACGAGGCUCUUGCCGAUCAUGCGUGCGGCCAUAGCCCAAGUCUCAGAUUUUACUGAGCUUGUUUUGGAACCGCUAACGCGUGAGGGCUCAAUGCUGUUUGCAGGGCCUCUCCCUAACAUCUCGCUUCCAUCAAGUUGUGGCAACCGUGGUUGGUGUUUGUCCUUUGUGGCAAGGCAGGUGUCAGAAGAAUUGGCAGUAGAGGAUGCUUGGGAAGGCUUUGGUCCACAAGCUGUCCGGCCCUGGAUUGACCCGCGGGUUGAAGACCUUCGAUUGAAGAGGGCAUCCAGUGAAAUGUUGCAGAUGGUUUGGGGCAGGAUUCGGAUAUUUGAGGAGCUGUUGCUGCAAGUUGUGGACAUUCGGGAUAUUCAAAAAGAGCCCAGCAUCUCGGCAGCAGCUUCAGCGCAGGCAACUCACAUAGCAGCCCACAUUGACGUGAUCUUACAAUGGUCCACUCGCUCCAACAUGACCACUGGUAGUGAUCGGCCAGAGGCUGCCUGGCACUGGCACGAGCUUAGUAAGUUGCGGUCGGCAUUGGACCGCAGCCGCCGAUCGGCUGCUCUGCUGGCAAGGCGACGCCUCAGUCGCCUGGAGCUUUUGACAGCCUGGGUCGCAGGCCAGCGAGAUGAUGGCUAUGCCGCGGGCCCUGCCACUUGGAGUUGGCGGCGGCCUUGGUCACCUUGGAGCGUGCAGAGGGAAGGCAGUCCAGCCAACGCUGUCUUUGAAGCCUCCGGAGCAGCUGCAGCAAAGCUGGAAGCAGCAAUAGCUGAAAAGGAGUUGCACGCAGCGACACGUGCACAGGCAUACCUAAGAAUUGACAUCAGCUCAGACCUGCGUCCAGUCACGUACGCUGGUUUUGCGCAAACAGGCAGCGCGAUCUUGCGGCUGACCGCGCCGACUGGUCGGGAUCAUUUGAUGAUGCAUGCGGAGGCUAAGGCCUUCUUGAUCUCUUUGCCAGCAUCACAGCUCCCCGAUCCCUUGCAGCCUGGAGCUGAAACGGGAGAAGCUCCGUCAGGAGCCUUUCCGCAGCAGCAUAUCGAGCUUCGCUUGAAGCGGUUGCCAGGGGCAUUCGAUGCUGCAGACACGUCAGUAGAACCUCCACAAGAAGGCACCCGGCCCUUCGUGACGCGGCAUGAACGUGGCACGUGCAUGCCGCUUGCGCAGAUCCAGGCUGAGAAAGCUCCAGAGAUUGUCCCGGCAGCAUUGUCGCCUUUGGAUGGCUUUUGGGUUCUCACAGCUCGGGAUGGCACGUCGGCAAGACUGCUUCAGAUUGACGAGGGCACCGUGCUACGCUUGCUGUUUGAACUUGAUGUUCCGGAUGGGACUCCGCCUUGGCAGCUGCUGUCGGACACACGCGAUGUCUUGUACAAACUACCAGAAGAUGGGACGUGCAGCGGCCUGCGGCCCAUCUUCGGAUCGGCGCCAGAGACGUCGACCUUUCCGUCGACAACUCGCACAACACUCUACACGCAGACGGCCACAACUAUACCCCUUAUUCCCACCACCAGCCGGCAGGGAGUGAUAAUCGUGGAGGAAGAGGAGGGCCUCGUUCUGGCUCCGAAGCAGUCUACGCCUCCACCGCCUGAGGCAGCUCAGGAGCCUUGGACUCCUCCAAUCUGGUUUUAUGCUGUCCUUUUUCUGCUGGUGCUUGUCUCAAUGGUGGUUGUGGUGCGUUGUGUCUUCAAGCACCAGCGCCGUCGACUCAAGAAUGUGGCCAAGAUUGCGCAAGAGCCUUUGCAGGACGAGGGCAAAGUGUCCGUGGAAGACAAGGCUCCGGUGACUUCUGAGGCUCCUACCAUCCUCACCAAAGAUGCGAAUCCAUUGCGGGAGGCUGCCACGGGCAAGGCAUCGGAAAACCCCUACUUGGCGAUGGCCAAGAAGUCGCCCAAAAAGAUGGCUUCACGCAAGAGCGGCUCGUGGGAGAUCUCCGACACGCCGCGCGAGGAUGACGCGAAGAAUGAGGAGGACAACAAAUCAUGGUCUGAAGCCUCUACCCCGGAGGGUUCAGAUGCAGAGGAUGCGGCAAGCAGCCGUAGCAGCCUGCACUCUCCUUCAAGUGGGCAUUCCAGUCGUUCGGGUGAUUCCUCUUCGUCUGGUAGGUCUGUGGUCAGCCCCCGCACGGCACUGGCAGCCAAGGCACUUGAGGCUCAUGCGCAGAACUUUAGUGCAGAUGCUUUGACGGCAGGGGCACUUCGAGCGCAUGUGCAGGAGUUUACACCGGAUGCUAGGGCAGCCAAGGGCCUGCAGGCCCACGCAAAGAUGUUAGCCUCCUCCAGCUCUGGCCCCGUGACGCUCCCUGUUGCUCCAGCUUUGGAAGCCUCGUCGAAACCGAGACCACAGGGCUCCAAGAAUUCCAAGAGCUCCAAGGACUCCGACGCCAAAGCAAGGACACCCGAGACCACAGAGAAGAGGGUGGAGGCAGACGUUACGCAGCCUGCUGUGGAGGUACCAGAAUGA
Messenger RNA from Symbiodinium pilosum, 5163 nucleotides. NCBI's taxonomy places the organism in Eukaryota, Dinophyceae, Suessiales, Symbiodiniaceae. The record is from the annotation of a GenBank genome assembly.